Messenger RNA from Salarias fasciatus (jewelled blenny), 5840 nucleotides. RefSeq names its product lysine (K)-specific demethylase 2Bb (gene kdm2bb). The transcript is spliced from 21 exons. Gene Ontology annotation, molecular function: DNA binding; zinc ion binding; protein binding. Bases 121 to 4302 code for a protein of 1393 amino acids. Lineage: Eukaryota; Metazoa; Chordata; Actinopteri; Blenniiformes; Blenniidae. The record is from RefSeq and is a predicted model, not a curated record.
CACAAAAACAUGGUUCCCUUGUUUUGAACCCGUAAAGCGUGCUAAGUGUUUCUUUCACUCCACUGCGCAUGGGGAUGCUUUUUCCGUGACUGAGCGGCUGGAAAACGCUGGUGGGAGACGAUGGCAGAGGCCGCGGAGACGUGUGCUGAACCUGGACGCAGGCUGCGCUCCAUCUGCCGGAGGAUGUACGACGAGAACGAGGAUUUAUCUGAUGUGGAAGAAAUUGCAAACAUCAGAGGCUUCAGUGUGGAGGAGAAACUUGCCAGUGCCACUUACAGUGCAGACUUUGUGCACUUGAUGGAGGGUAAAGACUUCACUUAUGAAUAUGUGCAAAGGGAGGCUCUUAAGAUCCCACUGAUCUUCAAAGAGAAAGAUGCUUUAGGGAUCAGAAUGCCUGAUCCGGACUUUACUGUUGGUGAAAUUAAAGGAUUAGUUGGCAGUCGGCGGUCGGUGGACGUGAUGGACGUGAGCACUCAGAAAGGCUCUGAGAUGAGCAUGGCCCAGUUCGUGCGCUACUAUGAGACGCCGGAGGAGGAGCGCGACAAACUCUUCAACGUCAUCAGUUUAGAGUUCAGCCACACCAAGCUGGAGAACCUCAUCAAGCGGCCCACAGUGGUUGAUCAAGUGGACUGGGUGGACAACAUGUGGCCCCCUGACCUGAAACACAGCCAAACAGAAGCCACUAAUGUCAUCUCAGAGAUGAAAUACCCCAAAGUGCAAAGAUACUGUUUGAUGAGCGUGAAAGGGUGCUACACAGACUUCCACAUCGAUUUUGGGGGAACUUCAGUUUGGUAUCAUGUAUUCAAGGGACAGAAAGUGUUCUGGCUUGUGCCGCCGACUCCUCAUAACCUGGCCCUGUACGAGGACUGGGUCCUGUCAGGGAAGCAGAGCGACGUCUUCCUGGGAGAUCGAGCUGACGGAUGCCAGCGAGUGGAGCUUAAGCAGGGAUACACCUUCUUCAUCCCAUCUGGGUGGAUCCAUGCUGUCUACACUCCCGUAGACACGCUGGUGUUCGGAGGCAACAUUCUGCACAGCUUCAACAUUCCUAUGCAGCUUAACAUCCAUGAGAUCGAGAACAGGACAAAGGUUCACUCCAAAUUCCGUUUCCCCUUCUACUACGAGAUGUGCUGGUAUGUCCUGGAGAGAUACCUGCACUGUCUGACCAAGCGCUCCUACCUUUCUCAGGACAUCCGGAAAGACUCCAUGGAGUAUGAAGGCAAGAUAAAGAUGGAGAGCCCAUUUUCGGACUCCAGGAGUCAGGACGUGAACGAAGACUCGUGUGGGACUCAAAUCAAGGACGACCAGGGGGAGAAACCAGAGCGAGUUCCUCAGGACGGUCCCUGCUCGCCGGACUACAGCAGAGGCCAGCAUCUCCGAGCCGUUCUGUCUGUAGACUCAGAAGACAGCUGCAAUCCCGGCUCCACCUCUCUGGAUUUCCCCAAAACCCCCUCAGACUCCCCGGCCUCAGAGUCUCAGAGCAAGUGGACUCACCUGACCGAGUUUGAACUGAAUGGACUCGGGACGCUGGUGGAGAAGCUGGAGUCGCUCCCCGAGAACAAGAAGUGUGUUCCUGUGGGGAUCGAAAACCCACAAGCUCUGCUGGAGGACAUCAAGCUCCUUUUAAAAGAGCAUGCGGAUGACGACCCCAAGUUAGCAAUCACUGGAGUUCCUGUGGUGUCCUGGCCGAAGAAAACUGUGAAACCCCGGACUCCCAACCGGCCGAAACCUAAGAUGGCAGCUUCUCCUGCCUCGGCAGUCAAGCUGUCGGCCAGUCGGGGAACAUCUGGUGCCAGGAGGAGAAGGACGCGCUGUCGAAAGUGCGAGGCAUGUCUGCGGACGGAGUGUGGCGAGUGCCACUUCUGCAAGGACAUGAAGAAGUUUGGUGGUCCUGGAAGAAUGAAGCAGUCCUGCAUCAUGAGGCAGUGCAUAGCUCCUGUUCUUCCUCACACAGCAGUGUGUCUGGUCUGCGGAGAGGCGGGGAAGGAGGACACGGUGGAGGACGAGGAGGAGAAGUUCAACCUCAUGCUCAUGGAGUGCUCCAUCUGCAAUGAGAUAGUUCACCCAAACUGUCUGAAGAUCAAGGAUUCAAAUGGAGUAGUGAACGAUGAGUUGCCAAACUGCUGGGAGUGCCCCAAGUGUAACCACGCGGGAAAAACGGGAAAAGCCUCAAAGCAAAAAAGGGGCCCAGGGUUUAAGUACGCAUCAAACCUGCCCGGAUCGCUGCUCAAGGAGCCCCGGCUGAACCGAGACUCCAAGGAGGAGCCCGACCUGCCGAUGGUGACCGCAACAACCGUGAGCACCUUAUUAACCGCCGCCGCCGCCGUGAAGAGGAAGGCCGAGCGGGACGUGAUCUCCAAGAGGAGCGACGAGGAGCCGCCAAAGAAACGGCCGCCCCUGCUCGCCCUGGAUGGGCUGGCCCGGCCGCGACUCGAGGACAAUCCGUUAAGAAAAAAGAGGAAACUUUUUGACACGAAUGACGAGCCCAUCCUCAUGAAAAAGAAGAAGAAGCUUUCCAAACCUGAUGAUCCAUUUACUUCGAAGCUGUUGCGGCAAGUCAAGACAGAGAAUGAUCACUGUGACGAGGAGGAGGAACAGGAGGAUCACGAUGAAGACAGAUUGCUCUUGAAUAAGAUGCAGUUGAAGGAGAAAAAUGAAUAUGACGACGAGGAGCAGGAGGAAGAUGCAGAGGAAGACGAGGCAUUGGCAAAGGACAGAGAGAACAAUGUCGAGGACAAGACGAAGCUCCUGUCCAAUCCGCUGCUGAGAACGUGCGCGGCCAGAGACGGCGAUCAGGCCUCGUCCAACUCUCCCCGAGCGGGGCCGAGCGGAGAGGCGGGGGACGGCCAGGAGAGGAGCGCCGCUCAGCUCAAAGCUCGCCAUCAGCGCAGACGUCUUCCAAACAAAGAGGCGGGCAAAGAGUUCAAUCAGGAGAUCUCCCGGACGGAAGACUGCCUGAGCAGCCCGAAGCACGGUCCGGCAAAGAGCGAGGACGGUGCGGCCGCUCUCAGCCGCCGGCCGCCGAAGAGCGAGGACUGCCUGGCCAAUCAGAAUCGGAAACCGGUGAAAGCGGAAGACGCCGCCACCAAUCAGUGCCGCAGAGCGAUAAAAGUGGAGGAAGGCGCGACCAAUCAGAACAGACAGCCGCUGAAAACGGAGGACGGCCUGGCCAACCAGAACCACCGGCCGGUCAAGCACGAGCCCGAGAGCGAGCCGGACGACCAGAAGCCGAGGUGGCCCCUCAACAACGGCAGCGGCGACCUGGGAGACUGGCUGCGGCACCGGGGGCGGGAGGUGAACGGCACGCCCCGCGGGUAUUCGCCGCCCGGCUGGAACCGAGGCACGCCCGUCGCACCGAUAUGCCCCCGGCCCCUCCCCUGCCGGUCGCCGCCCAAAUGCAUCCAGAUGGAGCGCCACGUGAUCCGGCCCCCUCCCAUCAGCCCCCCGCCCGACAGGCUGCCGCUGGACGACGGCGAGGCGCACGUGAUGCGGCGGGAGACGUGGAUGACGGUCUUCGGCCACCUCACCCACAGAGACCUGUGCGUCUGCAUGCGGGUCUGCAGGACCUGGAACAGGUGGUGCUGCGACAAACGGCUGUGGAAGCAGAUCAACCUGAACCGCUGCAAGUCCAUCACGCCUCUCAUGCUGAGCGGCAUCAUCCGGAGGCAGCCGGUGGCUCUGGACCUCAGCUGGACCAACAUCUCCAAGAAGCAGCUCAGCUGGCUCAUCAACAGACUCCCAGGCCUGCGCGUGCUGCUGCUGUCAGGUUGCUCCUGGGUGGCCGUCUCCGCUCUCUGCACCUCCAGCUGCCCUCUGCUGCGAACUCUGGAUGUUCAGUGGGUCGAAGGACUGAAAGACGCUCAGAUGAGAGACCUGCUGUCUCCUCCCACCGACAACCGGCCAGGCCAGCUGGACAACAGGAGCAAGCUGCGUAACGUGGAGGACUUGCGUCUGGCCGGGCUGGACAUCACCGACACGUCUCUGCGCCUCAUCAUCCGGUACAUGCCCUCGCUGUCCAAGCUGGACCUCAGCUACUGCAACCACGUCACCGACCAGUCCGUCAACAUCCUGACGGCGGCGGGAACGACCACCAGAGACUCGCUCACCGACAUCAACCUGUCAGUCUGCAACAGGGUCACGGACCAGUCGCUGACCUACUUCAAGCGCUGUGGGAGCAUCUGUCACAUCGACCUGCGAUACUGCAAACAGGUGACCAAGGAGGGCUGCGACCAGUUCGUGGCGGAGAUGUCCGUCAGCGUCCAGUUCGAACUGAUAGAAGAGAAGCUGCUGCAGAAGAUCAGCUAGGCGGACGGAGGCGCUCCGGCGCUUGGAGGCGACCGUCCACACGGAGGCAGCAGACGACCGCAGGCUCGCUGAACGGCAGGACGGAGAAUGAGGCUCUUCCUGCUGAGCCAGAAUGUAAAAAAAAAACAAAAACAAAUGAAGUUUUGUCCAGUGAAGGCAAUAUUACGAACAUUUAUUUUUUUGUUUCACCUGUUUAUAAGUUAUUUAUUUCUUUAUAUUGAUUGUUUACGUAUUGUAUCACAGUUAUCUUUUGGUGUUUAUAGACUUAUUUUUUUGUUUCAAUGCAAAGUUUAUUGCAUUAUAGAUGAAUAUUUUUGUAUCAGAAAGUGUUUCGUACAUUUACGUGCAGUAUUAAAUGCACCGCUGUACAUGAUCAUAGCAUCGAACCUGAUAAUCAGUCGGCAUUACUGUUAAGCUCUUUAUUGUCGAGAGGCAGAAGUCCCAGCGAUUCGUUGCCAAACCGUAGGAUGGUAGCUUGUAUUAGUGUGAGUGUUUUUAUAUUUUAUUAUAUGUGCCAGAGCUCCGUUUCCUAUUAGACAAAAGGUACGGGAUAUUUUGUUUGUCCACGUCCUUUUGGAUGAGAUAUCUAGCAGAAAAGUUUUAAAAAAAACAAAAAGUUAUUUGCACUGAUGCGGUCAGUAUGAAUACGUGAAUGUAUUCUCACAUACACUAUACAGUGUACAGUGUGUAAAGCAUAUUUUUUCAACACUAAAGUGUUCUGCUAAUUUUACUAACGACUCGUAGUUGACCGGGUUAUAUUGCGGCGUACGUGCACACGGAGUCUCCGUCCGUCCCUCUCCAGCGGUCUGGGUGCUUUGAGGAGGAAGCCUUUUAGCUCUGCAUGCAAGCAAAGACACGUUUACACCACAGCCAGUAGAUCUAGUUACUGUUAGCCCAUAUAACCACCACUUUACCCCGGUACUUAAUGAUAAAAGAAAGCGCCGAGUCGUGGAAGGAAUGAGGAAUCAGCAGGGCUGAAGGGUGAGACGGUUGAUUACUCAAAAGUGAGAGUUAUUUCCCUAAAAAAAAGAGCAGUGUGAUCAGACUGGCAAGGAAAAAUAGAUACCUUUUUACUUUUUGUUUACACCCAGGAUGUUUUUAUCCUGCAGUGUUUAUUUCAAAUAUGUGUAAUUCUGAAAAAAAAAGUGACUACAAAUGAUGAUUACUGAAGCAGAGUGAAUCAGUAGUAGAAACUGUUGGGUCACUUUCCAGAUGGCUCUAAUGACAGUUCAGAAACUCUUCAACUAAUAAACUAACCAAGAAAAUAUAAGACCAAACACUCGACAGUGUGAGAGAAAAGACCUGUUUUUCUUUGUGUCUAUAUUUUGUGUGAAGAGGCAGCGGCAGAUUAUCCUGAGGAUCUGUGAAAAAGCUGAAAGAGAUUUUUGUUUAUUUUUUAGUCUGAGAGUUCACUGAAGAUGUUGUGUUUUGACACUGGCUGUUUUUUUUUAUUUUUUCUGAAAAGUGUUAUUUUUUUUUCUAAUUAAUGAUGGAAACAAUGCUCAUCGUCCUAAUGAGGGAUUUUGCUGUUGGAGCGU